AGGACUCGUCAGAACAGAGGUGGCGGAGGGAGUGAAAAGUUGUGUCCAUUUUUAAGUGUAAAUUUCUAAGCAAAAUGGCGGAAAAGGGAGAUGGUGGGUCCGAUACAGUCUCCCUGCCCCCCACCUACGCCCCCUCCGAGGCCUACACUGAGUCCCCGCCCCCCGCGUACCGUGGCGGGCGAGGCAGCGGCAAGACGGUACAGAUUGUCAAACUGGUGUGCGUGACAGCUGUUGUUAUCGCCUUCCUUAGCGGGUUCUUCGUCCUCGCCUCCCACUACAUGAAGACGAGGGCGUGUACUUGUGACCCGCGCCCGCUGGACUCGGUGGAAGGCAGGGCAGCUCUCCUCCACGCUGGCUUCCUCCCUCCUCCCCCCCCUGCAGCUGAGGCCCUGGUGGGAGAGAAGAAGGUGGAAAAGGUGGAGAAGAAGGAGGAGGAGGAGGAGAUAAAUGAAAACACUCUAGAUGCUGGAGAUGACCCCGUAUUUGGAGAUGACCAGGUGGACGCGUUGGUGGAGGAGGUGGUGGAGGCAGAACACCAGCUGGAGGAGGAGAUGAAGGAGGUGGUGGAGGAGGAGGAGGAGGCGCUGCAGGACAUCCUCAGAGCUCAGGCUGACCACAUGAAGAAGAUCAGACUCCCUAUUGACCUCAUUAUGGGGAAUCCGAACCUUGCCGGCAAGGAGGUGAACUGCGAGGUGGAGCGGCGCCAGGUCCCCAUCGCACCAGGAGUCAUGUCCCAAACGAUCCUAGUGACUUGUAAGGACGACGAGGAUCAAGACAAGGCUAUCCCACGCCCCAAACCCUCCCUGAACCCCUUCCCCGCUCCACGGCCCCCUAUGUCCCUCAUCGCCCCCCUCAUGAAGAUGCUAACCUCCCGCCCCGGUCCACAGCCAAGACUAGUGCCUAUUUUCCCACCCCGGGCGUCAUUUGGGCCAAAAACUCGUAUUUCCCCAGUGGUUAGCCUCACUCCACUGUCCCAGCAUGCCCCAGUAAUGUCCCACGGUCCCCCAGUAAUGCCCCACGGUGCCCCAGAGCCCCGUGGUAACCCUGAGGGGCUUUCAGAUAGAAUGCUCCCCCGUCACCUUCAGCCGAUCGUCAGAAUCACACCCCGUUUUCUUUCACAAGCCAGAGAAACCACAGGGAAGAUUAAUAUGGUUAGUUUGCAAAGAGGGGCUCUUCCUCUCCCCCAGGCAACCCCCAGAGCGCCCCCCUCCCCCAUCAGUCUCUCCCCCUUCCCCCCAAGGCCCAUCAUGCGCUCCUUCCUGCCAUUCAAAGUUCUGGCAGACACACCUACCGGCCUAUCACGCCCACGCCCCGCCACGCACAUGGAGAUGAAGGCUGAGGAGAAGGACUUCGGGCCACCACGCGGACACACACUGAUUCAAAAUGGCCGCCAGCUCACCCCAGUUCACCCCAGCGGCCCAAUCCGCCCCCCACCUCGUCUUAUCACCCUCCCCAAGGCCAUUCGAGUCCACACACUCCCCAGGAACACCCCCUUCAACACCCCAGGGAGUUUUGAAGCUUCACCCCCCCGAUUCGAAGCUUCACCACCCCGUUUCGAAGCUUCACCACCCCGUUUCGAAGCUUCACCACCCCGUUUCGAAGCCUCACCCCCGCGAUUCGAAGCUUCACCCCCCCGUUUCGCUCCAGAGGGUCGCCGCGCCCCUCCCGCCUCAUAUUAACCCAGAUGCUGAGGUUAUCGCCCCCCUCCACCCCAGAUGACCUCUCCCCGCCCCCACGUAAACAUCAUCUUCUUAUGGUUAAUUAAGGGUAGUCUCUCUCUCUCUCUCUCUCUCUCUCUCUCUCUCUCUCUCUCUCUCUCUCUUUUCUUUAUUUUUUUCUAUCUUUUCCUCUAUUUUUCUCUCGUUUCUCUCUCUCUCUCUCUCUCUCUCUCUCUCUCUCUCUCUCUCUCUCUCUCUCUCUCAAUUCAAAGAAAAAAAGAAAAAUAUAACAAAAAAAAAUUAUUAUUACUAUUAUUAUUAUUAUUAUUGUUAUUGUUGAAGUAAUUAAUCAGAAUUUUUAUCAAUUAAUUUAUUUACGAACGUUUUCCAAAAUACUAAAGAAAGAGAAAAAAUGGCGGCUAUACAUUUUUUUUUUUUUACAAUGAUCAAAUGUUACGUUUUAUUUCAUUUCAAUUUGGUAUUUUUGUCUCAUUUCAUUUAUUAUUAUUUAUUAUUAUUAUUAUUUAUUUUUUCUAUUAUUUUUCUCGUUAUUUUGUUUAUUUUACUUCAUUAUUAUUAUUUAGUUCAUUUUUCAUCCAUUGCGCUUCCAUUCGUAUUAAGGAAAACUUGAUAAUUAAAGAAACUAUUAUUGUUAUCACUUAUGAAAGAUGCUACACCUAAUUUAUCUCCCCACUCCCUCCCUCUCUCUCUCUCUCUCUCUCUCCCUCCCCUUCCUCUUGUCUCCUAUUCAAAAACUAAGCUAUAAUAAACUAAAAGAUAUCACUGUAGCGUUCAAUAUUAACAUUUUGCAGAACGUAAUAU
This is a messenger RNA of Portunus trituberculatus (swimming crab), 2480 nucleotides long. Its product is annotated as SH3 domain-containing protein C23A1.17-like. Bases 75 to 1679 code for a protein of 534 amino acids. The record is from RefSeq and is a predicted model, not a curated record. Lineage: Eukaryota; Metazoa; Arthropoda; Malacostraca; Decapoda; Portunidae. The transcript has 6 exons.